Molecule: messenger RNA, 3028 nt
Organism: Anolis carolinensis (green anole)
Lineage: Eukaryota; Metazoa; Chordata; Lepidosauria; Squamata; Anolidae
Product: zinc finger protein 24-like
Exons: 3
Coding region: 761-1459 (232 amino acids)
Source: RefSeq, a predicted model, not a curated record
CCCCCCCAAACACGCACACGCACACUCACCCCUCCUCCUCCUCCUCCUCCUCCUCCUCCGCUUCCUCCUUCCUCUCCCUCCCGCGCUCGCUCUGACAGGAAAAGGCGCCUCUCGUCCUGAGUCUCUCUAGGAAGACGCCUCCCUCCUCGGUGGACUUCCGCCCGGGCUCAACAUGGCAGCCGCGGGCACGAUGCCCAGAGAGGGGCGGGGCUUCUCGGCCGUCGAACGGAGCUCUAGACAGAGAGAGACGCUCCUCCUUUCUUUUCUUCCCAACGCCCAGGGUCCGCCAAUGGGAAUCCGCCUCCCUCCCUGACGUCAUCCGUCUCCGGGCAGAAUCUCCCCGGGGGGGCGGGGGGGGGGAGAGAGGCCUGGCCUUGGUUUUGGCUUCACGUCCCUCUCUUCAGCCCAGGCCCCGGGAUGAGAGACAUGGCCUCGGGGUUGGGGAGAUCCACAGGGCCUCGGAGACAGAAGCGAACGCCCUCUUCUCCUCAGGACCUUCUGGCCUUCCCAGGAGAUCCGGCCUCCUUCCCGCCUCCUCUUCCCGUUCUUUGCAGGCAUUUCAUCUCAUCAUCACGACUGCCAGAUGGAUCCCAAAUAGCAGCUCCAUUGGUUAGUCAAUUAGGAUUGUGGGGAGGAAAUGUGAUUUUUGGCUGAGAAUUUUGGUGUAGAGCCUGUGGAGGGAUUUCUUUCCCUUGAAAGAAAGAAGAGGGAGGAAAAGCAUCUUGGGUACGGUUGGGUUCUUCACCAGAGUGGUUCCAACAUGGAGAGACCCAACUCACGUGGGCCUGAAGCAGGACCUGGGGGCAGUGGGGAAUCCUGGGAAAGAACCAGACAUGAGUCCCUGAGUGUGGACCUUGACAGCUCGGACACACAGCGCCAGCGCUUCAGGCAGUCCUCCUACCAAGAGGGUGAAGGACCCCGAGGGGUUUGCAGUCGUCUCCACGAUCUGUGCCGCCAGUGGCUGAAGCCAGAGCAGCACACCAAGGCCGAGGUGCUGGACCUGGUGACCCUGGAGCAGUUCCUGAGCAUCCUGCCCCCAGAGAUGGGGAGCUGGGUCCGAGAGUGUGGGGCAGAGACCUGUUCCCAGGCGGUGGCCCUGGCGGAAGGCUUCCUCCUGAGUCGGGCCGAGGACAAGGAGCAGGAAGGACAGGCCCCUAAUAAUAACUCCAUGGAAGUCCCUGCACCAGAGGAAUCUCCACCAGACACCACCCAGAGUCUCAGGCAGAAGGAGCUGAAGCGGGAAAGAGACGGGGCUGCUGCCUUGCAGGGUGAGAAGGAACUCUUCUGGGAGUUUUGGGGGUUUGUGCCAGUGGAAAUCCCACUUUGGGGGAUGAUUGCACACCCACAGUUUGAGCUUCAGAACAUGAACACGCAGGAUCAUUUGGCCUUGAGAGGGGUAUAUAUCUUAAACUCCUGUCCUUUGUGUGAUGUUUUAUGGACUUUAAUAUGUAUUUUAUAGAAAUGCAGUUUUAAUGUGUAUCUUUUAUAGAAAUAGGUAUCUUUGUUGAAUUUUGGCAAUGUUCAUGUUUUUAAAAUUUUGUGGUAACCUGCCUCGAACUGCAAGGAGAGGCGAGUAAAAAUGAAAUAAUUAUUGUUAUUAUUACUACUACUGCUACUACUGCUAUUGUUAUUGUUAUAUGUAGGCAUUAGGUUGCCAGAGGUGUGACUUCAGUUUGAUUUGCAGUUUUCUUUCUUGCAAUAGGACUUCAGUGUCUUCUCAGGUGGGACCCUAAGUGAAGAUAAGCCCUGAAACUGAGCUGGAAGACAAACAGACAACAAAGAAUCACUUUAGUCAAACACCAAGCCCAGUGCUAGUUUCACUCGAACAUCCUCACAGCAGGGCUUGCGAGAUAAAGUCCUAAUCCCUCACAUUGUACAUCUUCAUUGGCUGUUGAAUGCGCCUGUGUUCUUAGGGUCGUUUCCUCAUCGGUCUCUUUAUAGGACUGCAAUGGUCACUUCUGAGGCCUGUUUCUGUGACCAGCUUUCCACCCCUUGCUCUCUCUCCAGGGUCUGGAAUGAUGCUGUGGCCGAAUCCUCAGCCGUUUCUCCCCCUUUGCGAUGGAGUGGGACUGAGUCAGGUAAGCAGGAGGAUUCCUGGGAGAGGAGGGCUGGGCCUGCCGGGGUGCCUUUGGUUCCAGGAUUAAUGGCCAAAUAUCUAUUGAAACUGACAAGAUUGAAUGUGUUUCCUUAGAAGUGAAAUCUUGGAGUGAAAUACAAGGAGGGAAAAAAUGAAGAGAGAAUUAAAGAAACCAGAAUGGAUGUUCAAAGAAAUUUCAACGGAGCUAAGAUUGAAAAAGGACAUGUACAGGAAAUGGAAAGGGGGAAGAGUCACCAAGGAAUGUAAACGACUAACCUGCAUAAGUUGGGAAAAGGUCUAACAAUCUAAAUUAGAAAAUGAGGUCAGAAGAAGAAAUGAGCCAAGAGUAGGGUCUGUGCCUGGAGAAGGUGGUGAAAUGCUAACCAGGGAUAGGGAAGAGGUAGAACAUGGCCUCAGUCUUCUCCCAAAAGGAAAUGGGUAUUCUUCCUGAGCAAGAUGGAGCAACUGGGGAAAUGCAACCCCAAAUAGGUAAAGAAGUGGCCCAGGAAUACCUGGCCACUCUCGAUGAAUCCAAGUCUCCAGGGCCAGGUGAACUACACCCAAGAGAAUUGAACUAAGAGUAGUAAUCCCAGAACCACUGUCAAUCCUCUUUCUUCAUUUUUGGGAACAGGAGAAGUCCCAGCAGGGUGGAGGAGGCAAAGGUUGUCUCUAUCUCCAAGAAUGGACCAAAAAGAGGUCCCCUAACAAUGACCAUCCAGUUAUGUUGACCUGGCCCAUAAGCAGUUGCAGCAGCUGUUUAGACUCUCAAAUUUUUAUAAGGAGGAGAUCGUUUGAUGUGGAUUGAUAAUCGUUAUAGAGGGAGCAGAUCUGUUUGUUUGCUAUUAUGCACUCUUUAUCGAACCAAUUUUUGGAUCUGACCCUGGGUUGCCUCAGCAUUCUUUGCCAAUCGUAUCAUUUUUAAAAGAAAGGUUUUAUAAGGGAUUCAAACCC